AUGCGGGAGCUGGGGAGCGUAGAUGCAUUUCUGUGGGUGCUGAGGGCCUGCUUCGAGGACCGCACCACUGCCGAGAAGGCGGAAGCAUUCCUCUACACCUUUAAACAAGGCAAGUUGACAGUUCGAGAAUACUCAAUUGAUUUCUACAGCAAGCUGCCAAAAUCCGUGACAGGUCCGACCCAUAUGGUGACCAAGUUUCACCAGCACGUCUUGGCCUUGGUGUUUGCGGUAAAUGAGAUCAACAAAAAUCCCAGAAUCUUGCCAAACAUCACUCUCGGGUAUCACAUCUUUGACGACUACCAUGACACAAGGAUGACAUGUCGCACCACCUUUGAUCUGCUCUAUAAAUUGCAUCGAUAUUUUCCUAACUAUGAAUGUGAUGCCCACAAAAACCUAACUGCUGUCAUUGGGGGAUUUAGCUCUGAUACGUCCUUCCACAUAUCAGACAUCCUAAGUCUCUACAAAAUUCCACAGCUGACAUAUGGAUCUUUUGGCCUAGAGCAGAGAGAUGCAAAACACUCCCCUUUAUUUUACCACAUGGUCCCAAAUGAAGCUCAUCAGAAUAUGGGGAUCAUCCGGUUACUUUGCCAUUUCCAAUGGACGUGGGUUGGGCUUUUUGCUGUGGAUGAUGACAGUGGAGAACAUUUCUUGAAGGUUCUGGAACCACUGCUUUCCCAACAUGGAAUCUGUUUGGCUUUGAUACAGAAAAUUCCUAACAACUACAAAUGGGAUUACUUGGAUUAUGCCACUGAUUUAUCGUUAAAUAUAAAUUUACCUUUGAGGGACAGCAAAGUCAAUACAUUUAUCGUCUAUGGAGUAACGAUGGUCUUUAUAACACUUUGUACUCAUAUAUUUCUAGGUGAUCCCAAUUAUGGAGAAAAUGCAUCAUUGAGAAAAGUAUGGAUUAUGACAACUCAAGUUGAUUUUGCAUUAACAGGCCUUCACAGGGUCUGGGAUUUUGAAUUCUUCCAUGGGUCCAUUUUGUUCUCAAUUCACUCAAAUGAGCCUCUUGGCUUCCAAAGGUUUCUUCAAGACAUAAAGCCUUAUCAGCAGCAAGGAAAUGAAUUUCUUAAGGAAUUCUGGGAGCAAGCAUUUGACUGUUUAUAUCCAAAUCCCCAGGAGCCAGUGGAUGUCAGUGAAACCUGUACCGGAGAUGAGAGGCUGGAGAGUCUUCCUGGGCCUCUAUUCGAAAUGCAUAUGAGUGGUCACAGCUACAGCAUCUACAAUGCAGUUUAUGCUAUAGUGCACGCGAUUCAUGUCCUUUACUCAUCCAGAGCCAAUCACAGGGUGAUAGAUGGUGGUCAAAUAAUGAAACUUCAAGAAUUCCAGCCUUGGCAGGUCCACACUUUCCUACAAGGCAUUACAUUCAACAACUCAGCUGGAGAAAGAUUGUCUUUGAAUGAUAAAAGGGAAAUGGAAGGUGGAUUUGAUAUGAUGAACCUGGUCACUUUUAAAAACAAGUCCUUCCAUAGGGUGAAAAUUGGAAGGGUAAAUUCCAAUGCUCCUGAAGGACAAGAAUUCAUAAUUCAUGAGAAAAUGAUUGUGUGGCAAACCAUUUUUAAUGAGGUGGCGCCCCUUUCGGUGUGCAAUGACUACUGCCUCCCUGGCUAUCAGAAGAAAAAGAAGGAAGGGGACAAGUUUUGCUGCUACCAUUGUAUUCCUUGUGGAGAAGGGAAGAUUUCAAGCAAAAAGGACAUGGAUGAUUGCAUCGAAUGCCCAAGUGAUCAAUAUCCAACCAAAGAUCAAGAUGGAUGCAUUCCCAAGACAAUAAGCUUCCUGUCUUUUCAAGAGCCUCUAGGAAUUAGUUUGGCUUCUGUAGCAGUUUCUUUAGCCUUUAUCACAACUGUAGUUUUAGUAAUUUUCAUUAAAUACAAAGAUACCCCCAUUGUCAAAGCCAACAACCGGGAUAUCACCUACAUACUUCUCUUUUCCCUUUUGCUCUGCUUCCUCUCUUCUUUGUUAUUCCUUGGCCAACCAAGAAAGGUGACAUGCUUCCUCCGACAAUCUGCUUUUAGCAUCAUCUUCUCAGUGGCUGUUUCUUGUGUGUUGGCUAAAACCUUUACUGUGGUUGUAGCUUUCAUGGCAACCAAACCUGGGUCUAGCAUGAGGAAAUGGGUGGGAAGAAGUCUGACUAACUCAGUUGUCCUUUUCUGUUCCUUCAUUCAAGCAGGCAUUUCUGUGGUGUGGUUGGGAACCUCACCACCAUUCCCAGAUUUUGAUACACAGACAUUGAAUGAAAAGAUUAUAAUAGAAUGCAAUGAAGGGUCUGCCACCAUGUUUUAUAUUGUUCUAGGCUACAUGGGAUUCCUGUCCCUCAUCAGCUUGAUUGUGGCUUUCCUAGCCAGGAAGUUGCCAAACAGUUUCAAUGAAGCCAAAUUCAUCACUUUCAGCAUGAUGAUCUUUUGCAGUGUUUGGAUCUCUUUUGUUCCAACCUACCUGAGCACCAAAGGGAAAUCCAUGGUAGCUGUGGAGAUUUUCUCUAUCCUGGUGUCCAGUGCUGGGUUACUAGGCUGUAUCUUUUCCCCAAAAUGCUACAUUGUUUUGUUGAAACCUGAGUUGAACAGCAGACAGGAACUAAUGAGGAGGGAAAAAUAA
Messenger RNA from Gekko japonicus, 2595 nucleotides. Its product is annotated as vomeronasal type-2 receptor 26-like. The coding region runs from base 1 to 2595 and encodes 864 amino acids. The record is from RefSeq and is a predicted model, not a curated record. The transcript has 6 exons. Lineage: Eukaryota; Metazoa; Chordata; Lepidosauria; Squamata; Gekkonidae. Gene Ontology annotation, cellular component: membrane. Gene Ontology annotation, biological process: G protein-coupled receptor signaling pathway. Gene Ontology annotation, molecular function: G protein-coupled receptor activity.